AUGCACCUGGAACUAGCAGGUGACCUUUCUUCAGUUGCGUUUAUCGCUGCGUUCAAACGUUUCACCAACCGAAGGGGCUACUGUCAGCAUAUCUACUCUGACAACGGAACGAAUUUCGUUGGCGCUGAAAGGGAGUUACGCAUCGCAUACGAACGCUGCAUCAGUGACGAUAAGUUGUCGUCGUACUUCACCGAUACGCAUACCACUUGGCAUUUUAAUCCACCCAGCGCCCCUCACAUGGGCGGUUAUUGGGAAGUGGGCAUAAAGCGCGUCAAGUAUCACUUAAAGCGUGCGCUGAAUUCAACACUCCUGGCUUAUGAAGAAUUUUCAACCGUGCUAACCGAGGUCGAGGCUUGUGUGAACUCUCGUCCUAUCUGCUGGAUAUCCACAAACAUUAACGAUUUGGAAGUCUUGACUCCCGGCCAUUUUUUAGUUGGCGAACCUUUGAAGACGCUCCCCGAUCCCGAUGUGGAAAUGUUCAAGGGUUCUCUUUUCCAACGAUGGCAGCUCAUCACGUCAAUAAGACAACACUUCUGGAAGCGCUGGCGUGACGAGUAUCUUGUAAACCUUCAGCAAAGAACAAAAUGGUUCCGCUCAACGCCAAAUCUGCAGAAGGACGAUGUGGUUGUCAUACACGAUAACAACGCCCCACCUACCAAAUGGAAACUUGGACGUGUACUUGAUAGCCACCCCGGCACCGACGAUCGCGUGCGUGUUGUCAGCUUAAAGACCGCAGAAGGUGAACUCUUGAGACCCAUUUCGAAACUAACGCUGCUGCCGACAAAAACUGAUAUAUUUACUACCUGA
Molecule: messenger RNA, 807 nt
Organism: Rhagoletis zephyria (snowberry fruit fly)
Lineage: Eukaryota; Metazoa; Arthropoda; Insecta; Diptera; Tephritidae
Molecular function (GO): nucleic acid binding
Source: RefSeq, a predicted model, not a curated record